AUGUCUCGUUGUCGAUUCGAGUUCUUGACAAAUUGCCUUAGAUUUGAUGACAGAGACACACGCGAAGAACGUCGAGCUACCGAUCGCUUAGCUCCGAUUCGUGAAGUGUUUGAUCAAAUUGUAAAAAAGUGUGACAAAUACUACGCACCAACUGAUUGUAGUACUAUCGACGAACGAUUAUCAGCUUUUAGAGGGCGCUGUGUCUUUAAAAUGUACGGGUAUGUAUCAAAGCCCGAUAAGUACGGGAUAAAAAUUUUGAUGAACUGCGAUUCUAAAACAGCUUACAUGUUGAAAGCCAUUGUUUACGUAGGUCAAACACCCUCCCCUCAAAAUAUGUCAGUGCCUGAGUACUACGUUAUGGAACUCUCCGAGCCAUUGUAUGGAUCCCAUCGGAACAUAACCAUGGACAACUGGUUCACCAGCAUACCAUUAGCCAAAAAUCUGAUUGGAAAGGAAUUGACCAUGGUCGGAACGACGCGAAAAAACAAAGGAGAAAUACCAGAGUCCUUUUUGGUGUUAACAAACAGAGAAAAAAAUACCGCUAUGUUUGCGUAUGAUGGACCUCUAACUCUGUUGUCCUAUUGCCCACCGAAAUCGACAAAGAAAAAAGUCAUCAUCAUGUUGUCAACUCUCCACGAUUCCCCAGAUAACAAUGAAGUUGAGCUUCCAGAAAUUAUUCAUUUUUAUAAUAAAACAAAGGGAGGUGUGGAUGUGUUCGAUGCAAUGGCUAAAAAAUACUCUGUCCAAAGAAGAACCAAACGUUGGCCAAUGUGCAUUUUCUAUGGGUUAUUGAAUGGAGUUGGUAUUAACUCUUGGGUUCUCUACAAAUGCUCAAAAGCAAAUAAUAAGCCUGACAUAAGGCUUCGUCGGAGUUUUCUAAAAGAAUUGGGAAUGAAUCUUAUGGAUGAACAUUUGAAAAUGCGCCUACAAACACCAACUUUGAAGAGGGAUAUAAAGGAGAGUAUCGCGGCGAUUCUAAAGCAACCCAUGCCUGUCGAUUCUUCUGGGUCUGAACGUCACGCACAGGGGCGUUGUGGUUUCUGUCCGAGAAACAGGGAUCGGAAGAGCAAGACCAGGUGCACCAAGUGCAAAAUUCCAAUUUGCUUGGAACACCAAGUUAAAGUAUGCCAAAAGUGCUCAAAUUGA
Parnassius mnemosyne (clouded apollo) is the source of this 1146-nucleotide messenger RNA. The record is from the annotation of a GenBank genome assembly. NCBI's taxonomy places the organism in Eukaryota, Metazoa, Arthropoda, Insecta, Lepidoptera, Papilionidae.